GAAAAUUCUUUGUAAUAAAUAAGGGGUCAUGCAAAGUCAAGAUCAUAAAAGAGACCAACAAUAACAACAGUCUUAGAGCAGGAAAAGACUGGUGCUUUUAUAUCUUUUGAAACAUACUUGUGUUUGUAGUGUGUGAAGAUAAUGGGAAGAAGUCCUUGCUGUGACAAGAGCAAAGUGAAAAGGGGGAGUUGGUCUCCAGAAGAGGAUGCCACUCUCAGGACUUAUCUUCACAACCAUGGCACUGGGGGGAACUGGAUAGCCCUGCCUCACAAGGCUGGGCUUCAGCGUUGUGGAAAGAGUUGCCGGCUCAGAUGGCUUAAUUACCUGAGACCAGAUAUUAAGCAUGGAGCUUUCACACAAGAUGAAGAAAAUGUAAUAUGCAAUUUAUACAGGAAAAUAGGAAGCAGAUGGUCUGUGAUAGCUUCACACCUGCCAGGAAGAACAGAUAAUGAUGUGAAAAACUACUGGAACACAAAGUUGAAAAAGAAGCUCAUGCCAGCAGACUGCAAUACUCCUCGGAUGAAGACUAACGUGAAAACGGCCACCAUUGCCACCUCCGGCACCAUCACAACCACCACCAUUCCUGACAAGGCCACUACUUUCCAUGCCUCAACAACUUCACUGGCGUUUUCUCCAACUUUUCCAACGCCAUUUCUAGCUGACAACACUACUGCAGGCCUAGUGAAUGCCAAUGCCAAAAUUACUGUUCCAUAUGAACCCAUAAGUUUUAGCUUCUCAAGAUUCAUUCUUGAAGGGUCAAGUAAUUGUUCAAGUGCUGAUAACAGUAACUAUUUUUCUCCAUCCCACCAAGAUUCAAGCCCUUUCAUGCCAUUCGCUUCAGCAAUGGAUGAAAACUACGGAGUCAAUGGAAUACCAAGGGAUGAAUAUUCAUAUGAAGUUCUAAGUAGCAUUUGGCCUCAAGAGGAAGCCCUUGGAGCUGAUGGUAAUGCAGAUCUGUUCAGUAUUUUCCAUAUUGAUUCUAAUCCACCAGGAGUGAGUCAAAGUCUAUAAAGGACAACAUAAAUUCAUAUGGCUAACUAGUAUUGUGAUGUAAUUUGCAUGAAACAAAUGAAUGCAAGCAAAGGAACCUAGGAAUUGCCAAAGAAAGAUGAUUUCUUUUUGUUUAUUCUUAUUUAGUAGUUUCGGCAACUUGGUUGGAUCAGAGGACAGAAACAUAUGAUAAAAUUGCUUGCAAGAAGUAUUACGGCAAGAAUACAUAUAUGAUUAACUUAUACAUAUAUGCAUACUUUUGAUCAUUUAUGAUGCAAAUUUUCUCAUACCAUGUACAUUUUAAUCGUGGGGUCUGAAUUUUAAUGGCAGUCUACUGCCUUUCUAGUGUGCCAGACACAAGAAAAGAAAAGUAGUAUAGCAUCAAUAUCUCUCGUCUGUCAUGUUGGUCAAUGUCAUGG
Sesamum indicum (sesame) is the source of this 1409-nucleotide messenger RNA. NCBI's taxonomy places the organism in Eukaryota, Viridiplantae, Streptophyta, Magnoliopsida, Lamiales, Pedaliaceae. The record is from RefSeq and is a predicted model, not a curated record.